AUGACCACUGAGAGGAAUAAGCUGCAACAUUCUCUCCAUGAAGGUGUAAAUUUUGAGAAGCAAUCUGGCCGUGGAAGGGUAAAGUGCAUGUCAAAGUGGAAGUCUUCAAAAUCGAGGGUGAGCAAAGAGCAAGAGUUCUUCCCAUACAUGAGUAGGCGAGGACACCACCCAAAUGAGCUAAGAGCAUCUCCAAAUGGUGUAACACUAAAAUAG
Molecule: messenger RNA, 213 nt
Organism: Arabis nemorensis
Lineage: Eukaryota; Viridiplantae; Streptophyta; Magnoliopsida; Brassicales; Brassicaceae
Source: the annotation of a GenBank genome assembly